This is a messenger RNA of Tricharina praecox, 2007 nucleotides long. RefSeq lists its product as uncharacterized. The record is from RefSeq and is a predicted model, not a curated record. NCBI's taxonomy places the organism in Eukaryota, Fungi, Ascomycota, Pezizomycetes, Pezizales, Pyronemataceae. Bases 1 to 2007 code for a protein of 668 amino acids. The transcript has 4 exons. Gene Ontology annotation, molecular function: oxidoreductase activity, acting on the CH-CH group of donors.
AUGCGCCGUCGUGGCAGCCACAGCUCGCACCAAGAAACAUCGCACCAUCGCCCGCAGCACAACAACCAACACAACCGCCAUGCCUCGGCUGAGAAAGGCGCAUUGCAGGGGCCGCCCAAGCUGGGAAACCAAUUCGUGGCCGACAUUGCUCUCAGGCGUGUGCUCGCUCUCUACAUCGCCCCCGAAAUCAACGGGCCUCUCUACCAUGACCUCGCGGUUCUGGGCGACGCGGUGGUUGGUACUCCGAUGCUGCGCUACCUCGAAGAUGCGGAGCGGAAUCCCUCGAAAUUGGUGUCGACACCGCCCGACGCGUUUGGACAGCACACCGAAAACACCGAACUGCGUACCUCUGAAGGUUGGAGGAGGCUACUCGAGAUCGGCGCGAAGGAAGGAUGUGUCGCCGAGGGAUACGGAGGAGAGCUGGGUCGCAUCGGACAGUUUGCACGCUACUACAUCUUCUGCCCGUCGUCAGCCCUCGUGACCUGUCCCUUCGCCAUGUCCGACGGCGCCGCCCGCCUGCUCCAACGUCAUCUGGUGUCGCCCCGGCCCGCUCCGCAGACGCAAGCGCUCGACUUCACCGCCGUCACAUUGACCGAGGACGAACGCGAGGCCGAGACUUCACGACGUGUUUUCAAGCGCGCUUACAACCGCCUCAUCUCGCGGUUCCCCAACAUCCGCUGGACCAGCGGCCAAUGGAUGACGGAACGUCCGGGCGGGCAGCAGGACGCGCGUACCGAGACCACAGCAGCCUACAAGCCUUUCUCGGGGCCGAUGGCUGACAGGCCGGAGCAGGAGAUGGGACCGUGGGUCGUCAAUGGUCACAAGUUCUUUUCGUCGGCUACCGACUCGGACAUGACGAUUCUCCUUGCCCGCACCGAGGGCAGCAAAAAGCUGUCGGCUUUCUAUGCGCCGAUGAAGACGCCCAGCGGCGACAACAACGGUGUUAAGAUCACUCGACUGACGCCUAAGGCGGGAACCCGAGCGUUGCCCUCGGCGGAGAUUGAGCUCAAGGGCAUGCGCGCCUGGUUGAUCGGUCAGGAGGGUGAUGGUAUCCGUGAGAUUUCCACCAUCCUGGGCAUCACACGUGUGCACAACUCUGUUUGUGCCGUGAGCUUCAUGCGACGAGCGCUUUCGGUUGCUAAGGCAUACUCGCAAGUCCGCCAAAUCUCUGGUGGGCGCCUCCUCCGCACGACGCCUAUGCACAUCCGCACGCUCGCGCACAUGGAGUUGUUGACGCGCGCGGCCACGCAUCUCGCCUUCUUGAACGUGUACCUCCUCUCGCUCUCGGAGAAUGCAGCCACCACGCCCGUCUCCUCGAUCUACGUCCCUCCACAAUCGGCACACAAGCUCCUGCGGUUACUGACGCCGCUCACCAAAGCGGUGACCACCAAGCUGUCCAUCUCCGUCCUCUCGGAGACGGUCGAAGCGCUCGGCGGAAUCGGGCUCCUCGAGAACGAAGAGCCAUUGAACCUAGCGCGGCUCCUGCGCGACGCGCAAGUCCUCUCUGUGUGGGAGGGCACCACGGACGUGCUCAUCACGGACCUGGUUAUGUCACUGAAGCGCCCGUCCCCCGAUGGGCGCGAAGAGCGCACAUACGCGCUGAUGGGCGAGUUCCUGCGCGAGAACCUCGGCGAGCAGUCGGGCGGCUUCCAGGGCGACGCCGGUGACGUCCUCGAGCGCUGCAAGCUCGCCAUCUGGACCGAGUGGGAGGCGCUCGAGCACCUGAUCGAGGGCGGCAGCCGCGAGGAGCUCGUUGGUGCCGGCAGGCGCAUCCUGUGGAGACUCGCCUGGGUCGUUGUGGGCACUAUGCUGCUUGUUGACGCGAGACGCGAUGGCGAUGGCGCAGCUGUGGAGGCGGCGAGACGCUGGGUUACGGAGCGCGCAGGGCUUGUUGAUGGGAAGAUCGGUGGUGCCACGGAGAAGGAGAGCGCCUGGGACGCUGUGCUCGUCUUUGGCGCGGAGGAUAAGGCCGAGAGGGAGAGGGAGAGGAGCGGGCAUAGGCUGUAA